Messenger RNA from Formica exsecta, 1265 nucleotides. It is a transcript of the gene wal, whose product is annotated as electron transfer flavoprotein subunit alpha, mitochondrial. Gene Ontology annotation, molecular function: flavin adenine dinucleotide binding; electron transfer activity. Bases 127 to 1128 code for a protein of 333 amino acids. Gene Ontology annotation, cellular component: mitochondrion. The record is from RefSeq and is a predicted model, not a curated record. Lineage: Eukaryota; Metazoa; Arthropoda; Insecta; Hymenoptera; Formicidae. The transcript has 4 exons.
ACUUAAUGAUAUCUCUGCUACAGCUGCUAGGACUUUGAACCUUAUCGUCACCGAGAUCAUAAAGCAUUAUUUUUCUACAGUUUAAUAUACAUUAAAGGCAAGAAGAGAAAUCAAAUUUCCAUAAUAAUGUUUUCCGCUUGUACCAGAACAUUACGGGCUGCUAACAAAUUUGGCUCAUUGAUACGUUAUGAGUCUACCUUGGUUAUUGCAGAACAUAAUAACGAAAAUUUACUACCAAUCACCUGUAACACAUUGACAGCUGCAAAGAAAAUCGGUGGCGAUGUAACUGUACUGAUUGCUGGCACAAAAUGCGACACAGUUGCACAGAACGCAUGUAAGGCCAAAGGUGUAUCCAAGAUCCUUCUUGCAGACAGUGAUGCAUUUAAAGGAUUUACUGCAGAAUCAUUGACGCCGCUUAUACUUAAACUGUAUAAUGAACACAAAUUCACACAUAUAUUAGCUGGUGCGAGCGCGUUUGGUAAAGCGUUGCUUCCCAGGGUUGCAGCCAAGUUAGAUGUAUCUCCAAUAAGUGAUAUUAUCGACAUAAAAACAUCAGAUACUUUUGUACGCACUAUAUAUGCUGGUAAUGCUAUUCAGGCUCUUAAAUCUAAAGACAAUGUGAAAGUGGUAUCUGUAAGAAGCACCUCUUUCGAACCGCUACCUUUGGAAGGUGGUGAUGCUAAAUGCGAAAAUCUUCCUACUAGCGAUUAUAUUUCUAAUCAAGUGCAAUACAUUAAACAAGAGCUUAGUAAAUCUGACAGACCAGAGCUGACAUCUGCCAAAGUUGUAAUUUCUGGUGGACGUGGAAUGAAAUCUGGUGAAAAUUUCAAAUUAUUAUACACAUUGGCAGAUAAGUUCAAUGCAGCGGUAGGAGCCUCUCGUGCUGCGGUUGAUGCAGGAUUCGUGCCGAAUGAUCUGCAAGUAGGACAAACAGGGAAAAUCGUUGCACCGAAUCUAUAUAUAGCAGUUGGAAUUUCGGGUGCAAUUCAACAUCUUGCCGGCAUGAAGGAUUCUAAGACAAUUGUAGCAAUCAACAAGGAUCCAGAAGCUCCUAUCUUUCAAGUAGCAGAUUACGGAUUAGUCGCAGAUUUAUUUAAAGCUGUACCCGAACUUACUGGGAAAUUGUAAAUAUUAUAAGUUGUUUACAUAUAUAAAUAGUUUAUUUCAUGUAACUAAUUAUAUUACAUAACUAUUUUAAAUUGUUUAUAUAUAAAAUAUAAAUACUUGUAUUUCAUAUUUUAUGAUACACUGUUUUAUUAUUAUAU